AUGCCAGUCACCGACUUCUCCGUGAAAGAGAAGUACGAAUAUCUCAACGGCUUUGACUCAUUCCAUGAGUCAGAGGCCAUUAAAGGUGCAUUGCCAAUUGGAGCGAACUCGCCCCAGAAAGCUCCGUAUGGCCUGUAUGCGGAGAAGCUCUCGGGCACAGCAUUUACAGCACCGCGACAUGAGAACUUGCAGACAUGGCUUUACCGCAUCAUCCCUGCUGCGUCCCACUCCUCUUUCGAGCCGCUGCGGGAGAAUGGCCCGAAACCUGGGGGCCAGAUCCACCAGAUCCCUAACCAACUUCGCUGGGAUCCGUUUGACAUCAGCAAUGAUACCGAUUGGAUUAGCGGUCUGAGGCCCGUUGGUGGUGCUGGUGAUCCAGCGAUGAAAACUGGCCUGGGCAUCUUCAUUUUCGCUGCCGGGAAGAGCAUGGACGCCAAAACCGCGAUGUAUUCAUCGGACGGCGACAUGCUCAUCGUACUUCAGCACGGUGUAUUGGACAUCAAGACUGAGUUGGGAAACAUUCUGGUCCGCCCCAAUGAAAUUGCCGUCAUACCACGGGGUAUUCGAUACCAAGUCAACCUUCCGGAAGGCCCUGUCAGAGGUUACAUCCUCGAGCUUCACCAGGGUCACUUCACUCUGCCAGAGCUGGGCCCCAUAGGCUCAAAUUGUCUGGCAAACCCCAGAGACUUCCAGAUUCCCAUUGCAGCAUUCGACGAAGAUGAGUCGGAAUGGUCCAUCGUCAACAAAUUCAAUGGGUCGUUCUUUGUCGCUAAGCAGAAGCACACCCCAUUCGAUGUCGUCGCGUGGCAUGGGAAAUACUACCCUUUCAAAUAUGACCUGGGUCGGUUCUCAGUUAUCGGCAGCAUUUCCUUCGACCACCCAGACCCGUCAAUCUACACUGUCCUUACAGGCCCGUCUGACCAUCCCGGCACUGCCAUCGCCGACUUCGUUAUCUUUCCACCCCGAUGGCUAGUACAAGAAGACACCUUCCGUCCUCCCUGGUACCACCGCAACACCAUGUCCGAAUUCAUGGGCCUGAUUUGUGGCGACUACGACGCGAAAACUGGCGGGGGCUUCCGUCCCGCGGGAGCAAGUUUGCACAAUGUCAUGUCCGCUCAUGGCCCUGAUGCAAGCACUUUUGAGCGGGCGUCUAAUGCGGACUUGAAGCCACAGAAGAUCGGGGAGGGAAGCAUGGCAUUCAUGUUCGAGAGCUCGCUUAUGAUUGGGGUUACGGAAUGGGGUCUGGAAACUUGCCAGAAGGUCCAGAAGGGUGCCAAUUCUACAGCCAUGGCCAUCUCCAACGCCAUCCAAGCUUUCCAGCAGCGGGUCUUUGACCACGCGCUGCAGUCAACCAUCACGGGCAUUCUCUUGAUACCCCUCAUCUACGUCAUUGCGAAUGAGUUCAUCCGCUCUCAAGCGCGCAUCGCCAAGUUGGACGGACCCCGAGGGCUACCCCUGAUCGGCAACUUGUGGGAUAUUCGGGUCAACGCAGCAGAGCAAUACCGCAGAUGGGCGAAGAAGUUUGGAUCAGUAUACCAGAUUCAACUUGGCAAUGUUCCCGUCGUCGUUGUCAACUCUGCCUCCGCUGCGAGGGCUCUUUUUGGACAGAACGCCCAGGCUCUCAGCUCUCGUCCGGAAUUCUAUACUUUCCACAAGGUUCUCUCAGACACCGCCGGAACCACUAUUGGAACGUCCCCCUACAGCGACUCUCUCAAGCGCCGUCGCAAAGGUGCAGCGUCCGCUUUGAACCGUCCUUCCGUCGCUACCUAUGUCCCCCAUCUCGAUGUCGAAACCAAAGACUUCAUCAAGGAGCUGUAUGAAUACGGAAAGGCCGGUCAAGCACCCGUAGACCCCAUGCCGAUGAUCCAGCGCCUGUCUCUCUCACUUGCCCUGACACUCAACUGGGGCGUGCGCAUGAGCAGUCAAAAGGACGGUCUUUUCAAGGAGAUCACCCACGUCGAGGAGGAAAUCAGCCGCUUCCGAUCCACCACCGGCAACCUUCAAGACUACAUCCCCCUCCUCCGUCUCAACCCGAUUAACAUGCACUCGGCCAAGGCGCGCGAGAUGAGGAGCAGACGCGACGUCUAUUUGACCAACCUGAACAGGGGCCUCGAUGAGCGCAUGGCCAACGGAACGCACAAGCCCUGCAUCCAAGCCAACGUCAUCAUGGACCAAGACGCGAAGCUCAACAACGCGGAGCUGACCUCCAUCAGUCUCACGAUGCUUUCUGGUGGACUCGACACCGUCACGACUCAAGUUGCCUGGUUCGUGGCAAUGCUGGCCCAGAGACCCGAUAUCCAGGAGAAGGCGGUUGCAGCUAUUCGCGAGUUCUACAGCGAGAAGCAGCCUAUGUGCGACUCUGAGGAUGACCAGCAGUGCCGCUACAUCGUGGCGUUGGUCCGCGAGUCUCUGAGAUAUUACACUGUUCUUCGCCUUGCUCUUCCGAGGGCCUCGGUUCGCGAUGUGCCUUACGGCGAGGUGCUCAUUCCCAAGGGAUCGGUCAUCUUCCUCAACGCCUGGGCGUGCAACAUGGACUCUGAAGUGUGGACUGAUCCUGAAGUCUUCCGCCCCGAGAGAUGGCUGGAGCAGCCCGAUGCGCCUCUUUUCACCUAUGGUGUUGGCUACCGAAUGUGCGCUGGCUCGCUUCUGGCUAACAGGGAGUUAUAUCUCGUCUACAUGAGACUGCUUAACAGCUUCAAGAUUGAAAAGUACGACGAUGUUGACCAUCACCCCAUUUCCGGAAAUGCGGACCCCACAAGUUUGGUGGCAAUGCCGCGGCCGUACAAGGCGCGAUUCAUUCCUAGAGAUCUCGAGACUUUGAGCGAGGCUUUGAGGGAAUCGGAAAAGGCGUAG
Messenger RNA from Colletotrichum gloeosporioides, 2853 nucleotides. RefSeq names its product 3-hydroxyphenylacetate 6-hydroxylase. Gene Ontology annotation, molecular function: heme binding; oxidoreductase activity, acting on paired donors, with incorporation or reduction of molecular oxygen; monooxygenase activity. Lineage: Eukaryota; Fungi; Ascomycota; Sordariomycetes; Glomerellales; Glomerellaceae. The transcript has 5 exons. Gene Ontology annotation, biological process: L-phenylalanine catabolic process. Gene Ontology annotation, cellular component: cytoplasm. The record is from RefSeq and is a predicted model, not a curated record. The coding region runs from base 1 to 2853 and encodes 950 amino acids.